Oncorhynchus gorbuscha (pink salmon) is the source of this 2689-nucleotide messenger RNA. It is a transcript of the gene efna2a, whose product is annotated as ephrin-A2a. Gene Ontology annotation, biological process: osteoclast differentiation; axon guidance; ephrin receptor signaling pathway. The transcript has 4 exons. The record is from RefSeq and is a predicted model, not a curated record. Bases 1185 to 1811 code for a protein of 208 amino acids. Gene Ontology annotation, cellular component: plasma membrane. NCBI's taxonomy places the organism in Eukaryota, Metazoa, Chordata, Actinopteri, Salmoniformes, Salmonidae. Gene Ontology annotation, molecular function: ephrin receptor binding.
CAUGUGCUGAAGGAGGGGAAGAGAGAGAGAGAGAGAACCACCGUGACUCAAAAAAGGGGGAAAAAUCGAUCAUGUCAGCUCCACUGAUCUGUACAACACACGUAGGAACGAGGGAAGAGCGACAUGAGAAUUUGGCCUUUUCACAACAGCAACCCCAAACAACGCAGGAAUAGCAGCAGCAACUUUGCAACUGAUGCGUUGUCUCCGUGUCUGCGCAUCAUGCUUUGGUAGUGGCGUUGCGAGGAUGACGCGAUAAGCACGCAUCAAGAAAGCAACUUAUCCUAUUGAUAACUUUUGCCAGUGAAGGAAGCGGAGGACAGUAGCCACGGACGACAUUAGAUAAUUGCUUUUGUUCCAGCCUCAGAUUGUGACUGACCGAUGAGCAGAGCAGGACAUAUCUUGUGAGCCACUGGUUUUUCACGGGCUUGGAUUUCUAUCGCGCGGCUGCAACAUUGUGAUAUUUUGAGUUUCUUCUGGAGGAACAAGAAGUGGUUGCUUGACUGAAACAUUGUAUCUCACAAAACAGACCUGAAACGUUGAGUUGAAUGGACAUCGUUAUGCGCGCACAUGUGGAGUAAAAAGAUAUUGAUUUGGAUGACCCGUAAAUUGAAGGACGGUAGCGGAAUGGAUGGGUGAGAGUUAUAUUUACGACGACUAAAGUUUUAGAAAGUAUGCCAUGCCGGAAAGGAAUGGAUUUAAAGGACAAACGACUGUAGGCCUAUACUUGGCGUCAAUGAAUAUCCAACAAUAUAUGACGAGUGUCGCGCAAUGUGUUCAAAUAAGGCGUUUAUCAAUUACAGUCAUUGAAGAAAAUGGAUUUUAAUAGUUAUUGGAAGAGCUUGCCGUGCAAAAGGAGAGCAACGAGCUGAGUCAAACUGUGAAUUAACAGAAUUGAUGAACCUUCAUUGGAACAUAAUCUAAUUUAACCCCAUAGACACUGCUGCAUCUGCUUGGACUUCUCACUAGUGUUCUCACGAAUGGGAAUGUAUACAUUGUACAUCUUCAACUGAAGACGAACAACUGCAGCUGGGAGCACCUGGAAUUUGAAUGUGGACUGGAAACAAACCUCGUGCAAGUUGAAGAGCACCAUGUCCAUUUAAACAGCAACCAGAAACACAUGAUUGUACUUGUAUCAGUAUAAGUUACAGACAACAACGCGACGAAUUAUAUAGACUCUGCCCAUAAUGGACAAGAACUAUUUAGCUUUUCAAAUGGAGUUGACAUUUAUGGUUGUUGCCCUCUUAUCUUGGGUCGCGGUAUGGGCUGACGAUAGCAAGAUUAUAUCAGACAGAUAUGCAGUCUACUGGAACAGCACGAACCCAAGGUUUCUCCAUGGGGAGUACACCGUGGAGGUGGCCAUCAACGACUACCUGGACAUCUACUGCCCCCACUACGAGGACCCGCUCCCCCUGGAGCGCAUGGAGCGUUACAUCCUCUUCAUGGUCAACUACGACGGCUACACCACCUGCGACCACCGCAUGAAGGGCUUCAAGCGCUGGGAGUGCAACCGGCCACAGAGCCCCAACGGACCGCUCAAGUUCUCUGAGAAGUUCCAGCUCUUCACCCCCUUCUCACUAGGCUUCGAGUUCCGGCCGGGUCACGAGUAUUACUAUAUCUCGUCUCCACACCCUAACCUUGUCGGUAAACCCUGCUUGAAGUUGAAAGUCUAUGUCAAGCCCACAAAUGACUCGGUGUAUGAGUCCCCGGAGCCCUUCCUGACAGACGACAGCACCGGUGGCUGUUGCAUGGCCGCCCCUUGCCUAUCCCUUAUGCUAGCAAUGCUGCUCACGCUACUCCUUUCCUGCUCAUAGCAUCCUGGGCCCGCAGGCCGUACCCCCAUUAAACAGGCCCCCACCAGUAUCCCUCCAGCCCCAAUCGACUUCCCCUCAAAUCUGCCACCUCUGACCACCUAUAAAGGGAGAAAGUGACACGACUCCUCCCCAUCUCCCGUCCUCUCCUUCUCCCAUACCGGUCCACUCUCCUCCACCUCUCGACAGGCACCACCUGGACACCGUAAACUCAUACUGCCCCUCCCUCCCUCCCCCACCCACCCAGAACACCUCCUCCCUCCAACUCCUCAGCGGAACCCCUGCUUCAUGACCACUGGCCUCUGACCCUCAGCACACAGCUCAAGUCCAGUGGGCGAUUUAAAGGGAGUAUUCCUGGGACCAGGAAGGAGUCCCUUAAAGACCUUACAAAAACAGCCUCCCAGCUACCGAGGAGCGCUGGGAUGUGCAGGAAGUGGAGGGGGUGGGUUUGAAACUAACUAAAAGGAGGACGAACUCCUCUCCCACCCUUUCUUGAUUGCCGAUGGAUCGACAGUGACCGUUGUCGUCGACAGUGACAUCUUCUCCACUUAUUAAGGACCCUCUCGUGUUCAUCUUCGGACUGUUUGCGUUUCUCUAUGAGUCUUUGUGCUUUGAUAAUGCCCUAUAGUGUCCCACCUGUACAUGUUCAUUCUGUUACAGUGUAUUAUAUCGUAGGAUCUUUCUUUGACUCCUGCAGCGAUAGAUCACAGCUGAGCCGUCGUUCUUUCUCUCUCUAUCUCUCUUCUUCUCUUCUUUCCUCUCUUCUCGUGUGUCUCUGACCAGUCUCUAAUAUCCUGGCAAUUUCUAGCAGUAGCAAUCCAGAGUAGAUAAGGACCUUUUCUGUAAAUCUGCCAAAGACACUUGUUGAAAUUUUAUACGAG